AUGCCUCUAGCUAGCAAGAUAUGUGGAUCGCAAUCCUCGCAAGUGAUACAGGCAACGGAUUACAUUUACACGUCCCACAGCUACGAUCAGAUCACAUUCACAAUACCCGACAACAGCUCGUACGAGGUGUAUGUUCUUCAAGAAGCUCCCCUGCUUCGAUACGUUUACAUUCAGCACAACGUAAAAGUAAACUCGAUCCUCAUCGAACAGUGUGCCAUGGUCAGUGUACCAAGAACGAUCCGCAAUGCGCCGAAUCUGUUGUUCUUGACUAUCAGAUCCUGUCGCAUACGACAUCUUGAUCUGAACGAUUUGGCACUUUUGCGGUCAUUACGUGAUAUCGAUCUUACCCACAACCAAAUCGUGUCGAUAAUGGGACCUCCGGCUGAUGUAGUACUUCCUGUUCGAAGGCUUUAUCUGGCGUACAACAAAAUACGCCGCCUGGAUGGGAAUGUGUUGCAUGCGUUACAAGAACUGAGCUGUCUAGUGGUGGAAAACAAUCGAUUAGAGGAGUUCCCCACCAACCUAAGCUUACCCGCAGUGGAGGAGUUGUCCCUACGUCACAACAGACUCAACACGCUUAACUGCACCGACUGGCAUAUGCCUGAUCUGAAGUAUCUCUACUGCAACCACAACCGCCUCACAUCCGCUCCGAUCGAAUGGCAAUCGAUCUGGCGGAUAGAUACGCUAGAUCUUUCGUUCAAUCGACUGCACAGCUUCCGGAUGGACGAUGCCUAUCUCACCCAGCUUCAUAUUCUUAAUCUGGCCGCAAACGAGCUGACGAAUGUGAUCACCUCGCAGAAACAUUUGCGCAUUCCACUGGAGCGACUGCAGCUCGGCCAUAAUCGGCUCAACGUGCUGGACAUUUCCCGCUGGGGUAUGCCAAAUCUUUGGGAGUUAGAUGUGGGUGAAAAUCAGCUUACGGAGCUAGGGGAUGUUUUUAUGCGAUUUCCCGCCCUUGACAGCAUGAUGAUACUGCGCUCUAACAAUUGGUCCUGUACAUGGUUAAAGCGUGUCCAUCCGGAUGAUAUGGUGCGCAGAAAUUAUGGUUGUUUGCGUACAAAGCGGAGCUGUCCGGAAGGAAGACUAAUGGUGCAGGAGGACGCGUGGAUUUGCUGUUGGUGA
Messenger RNA from Anopheles maculipalpis, 1122 nucleotides. RefSeq names its product protein flightless-1-like. The transcript has a single exon. The record is from RefSeq and is a predicted model, not a curated record. The coding region runs from base 1 to 1122 and encodes 373 amino acids. Lineage: Eukaryota; Metazoa; Arthropoda; Insecta; Diptera; Culicidae.